Sorex fumeus (smoky shrew) is the source of this 2199-nucleotide messenger RNA. It is a transcript of the gene DOK1, whose product is annotated as docking protein 1. Gene Ontology annotation, cellular component: cytoplasm. The coding region runs from base 357 to 1781 and encodes 474 amino acids. Lineage: Eukaryota; Metazoa; Chordata; Mammalia; Eulipotyphla; Soricidae. The record is from RefSeq and is a predicted model, not a curated record. Gene Ontology annotation, biological process: cell surface receptor protein tyrosine kinase signaling pathway; positive regulation of MAPK cascade. The transcript has 5 exons.
GAUGCAGGAGAGGGAUCCGCGGCCACGAGGACCCUUGCGGACCCCCAGGCUGCAAUUUCGAGGGGACGUCACGGCUUGCAUUCACUCUGAUGUCACGUCGGGCAUAUGACGUCGCGCGCGGGCACGGGGCCCUCCGGCCCAGACUUCCAGGAUUCAGUCGGUGACGCCACUGGUGCGCGUGUCAGAGAUGUGGGCAGGAGUGUGGAGGGGGCGCGUCGCCCAGCCUCGCGGGGGACCCUUCCCCUGGGCUCGCGCGCCCCUCCCGCCGCGCCCGGCAACGCCCCCGGGGUCCGGGCCCCGCCCCGCCCCGCCCCCGCCCGCAGGGCCAGGAAGCGCGGAAGGAGCCGCCGGGGGCCAUGGACGGGGCGGUGAUGGAGGGGCCGCUCUUCCUGCAGAGCCACCGCUUCGGGACCAAGCGAUGGAGGAAGACCUGGGCGGUGCUGUACCCCGCCAGCCCCCACGGCGUGGCGCGGCUUGAGUUCUUUGACCACAAGGGCCCGAGCGGCGGCGGGGGCCGCGGGGGCUCGCGCCGCCUGGACUGCAAGGUGAUCCGCCUGGCCGAGUGCGUGAGCGUGGCCCCCGUGGCCGUGGACAGCCCCCCGGAGCCCGGCGCCUCCGCCUUCCGCCUGGACACGGCGCAGCGCUCCCACCUGCUGGCGGCCGACGCGCCGUCCAGCAUGGCCUGGGUGCAGAGCCUGUGCCGCAACGCCUUUCCGAAAGGCAGCUGGGCUCAGGUGCCUGCCCAGAACCCGCCCAAGCUUUCCGCCCUGGAGAUGCUGGAGAACUCGCUAUAUAGCCCCACCUGGGCAGAAUCCCAGUUCUGGGUGACGGUGCAGAGGACCGAGGCGGCGGAGCGCUGUGGCCUGCAGGGCUCCUACGUGCUGAGGGUGGAGGCCGAGAGGCUGACCCUCCUGGCGUCCGGCACGCACGGUCAGCUCCUGGAGCCGCAGCUCUCCUGGCCCUACACUCUGCUGCGACGCUAUGGCCGCGACAAGGUCAUGUUCUCCUUCGAGGCUGGCCGCCGCUGUCCCUCGGGCCCCGGAACCUUCACCUUCCAGACAGCACAAGGAAACGACAUCUUUCAGGCAGUGGAGACCGCUAUACAGCAGCAGAAGGCCCAGGGAAAGGGCGCGCAGGAACAGGACGUGCACCAGGAAGGAGAAGUGGCAGAGGGGAAGUUGAAUUCCCCCACGGGCCCCCAGGAGCCCCGGGGCAGCCCUCUGGUCUUGUAUGCUGAACCCUUAGACUCCUUGCGCGUCCCUCCAGGUCCAUCUCAGGACUCCCUCUACUCAGACCCCCUGGACAGCACCCUGGCCCGGGCGGGAGAGGGCACCCACGUCAAGAAACCGCUCUACUCGGACACGUACGCGCUUGUGCAGCAGCAGUUGCUGAAGGCCAAGCUGAAGGACGCCAGAGAAGACCCCAUCUACGAUGAACCUGAGGGCCGAGCCCCCAUUACUCUCCGGGGCCUCUAUGACCUGCCUCAGGAGCCCAAGGAUGCUUGGUGGUGCCAGGCGCGGGUAAAGGAGGAAGGCUACGAGCUCCCCUACAACCCUGCCACUGAUGACUACGCCGUGCCCACCCCUCGGGGCACCAAGCCGCUCCCAGCCCCCAAGCCCCCACGUCCUGCCUUUGCUGCGGCAGCGGGUGGCAGAGGACAGGGCACAGAUACUCCUCUGUACAGCCAGGUCCAGAAAAGUGGCACCCCUGGGAGCUGGGACUGUGGGCUCGCGAAAGCAGGGACCGACGGGACCGGGGUCAAGUCGGAGGGCUCCACCUGAGAACCAUGCCAGCUUGGGGUUGCUGGGAGAAGGACCCUCUGGAGGUGGCACUAGGGGCCACUGUGACCUGAGGUGCACCAUGGGGUGUCCGUAGGCUGAAGUGUCCGUGUGAGAUAGGGGGCCCAAGGAGGUCAGGGAAGUUAAUGAUCAGGGAGAAUGAUCCAGCCCAAGAAGGCUCAGAAGAGGGACAGACAGAACAGGAAUCUAGGGAAGAGCCCCUGCCCCUGACUCAUCCAGGUCCCCCUCCAUCCUUGCUGGACAGAUGUGUGGGAAGGUGCAGUUAAAGGGACCUGGCCAGAGGCUCUGGGGAAAUGGGAACUGUGCCGGAUUCUAGCCCCUGCAUUGAAGAUACAGUAAAGAUUCCAGAGAUACAAUAAUAGAGCUGCUUUGAAAUUCUCAUUAAAGCUUGGAUUGAAGA